Molecule: messenger RNA, 1833 nt
Organism: Paraglomus occultum
Lineage: Eukaryota; Fungi; Glomeromycota; Glomeromycetes; Paraglomerales; Paraglomeraceae
Source: the annotation of a GenBank genome assembly
AUGGCUUAUUCUAUCAAAUCUGGCCGGAAACUGAACCAUGACCAUGUCAGUCAAGAUUCUCUCGACCUUUCAAGCAUUAGUUCAGUUAUAUCAGAACACAUGCCAGUGGAGGGUGAAAGCGACGACGAGGACUACAGACCUCCAGUACCGCCGUCAAUCGAUUUGGCUGAGCAUACAUCUGCAUUUACCCUAGAUAGCGUUUCAAACAUGCCCCCACCAAGAGGAGUUAGCGAAAAGGAAUAUCGAGACGUCGUUGGUGACGAGAGUAUGCUAUAUGACGAUGACGUUUCGCUUGAUCUUUCUCGUCCGUUGGGCGAAGCUCGACGUCGAAAACUUAGAGCUGCCUUUGAACGCAACAAAAAUGUAAAUGCAGAUAAUUCUUCAGUGGAUGGGAGCGACCAAUCGUUGAAAGAUGAAUCCCGUCAAACCGGAUCUAAAUCAAUGCUAUCUAGCUUGACUAUAACAACCAGUCCGGGACGGCAACGAAAGCACAUGGCUUUACCUGACUUUAAUUCACAAGGACCAAUGGCUGCAUUCCGUACCGUAACAGACAAGAUAAAGAAGCUAGAGCAAGAAAAAGGAGAAUCUGACAGACUUGUGCAAGAGUUACAACAGAAGUUAAGAAAAUACGAAGAAAAACUUUCUGAAAUAACUGCAGAGAAAUCUGAUUCGUCUCGAACGUCAGCUACAGGAUAUACGCCUAGAAAUUUUGAAAAAGGAGAAGGAAGUAGACAGGAUAAAGGAAAGAGAAAAGAAGGCUGGGAAAAUUGGGAUAGGAAGAGUAGAAGAGAUGAGAGCAGUGACGAUAGCGAAGAGAACAAGGAAUCUGGAAUUUACAUCGAUCCGGAACAGGUCAAUAUAAUUGAGGAAGAAAUCGCAGAUAAUCGACGAAAACGAAGUAGUACGGGGACCGAUCGAAGAGAGGUGGAAUACCAAUUUAUUACAUUUUCUAUCUAUCCAUCAUUGCCAAAGUGUACUCACUGGCUUAUAGACUGCAGGCCUCCCCUAUUCCGCAACACCACGAAAUUAUUGUUCUGCCUAUACGACGAAAACUAUCUGCACUAUUCACGGGUUGAUGAUCGAUAUGACUAUGGAUACGAAUCAGAUCCGAGAGAAUAUUACAUUCACCCAUAUGAUGCGUAUGAUCAUGGAUAUGGUAGUUACUAUUACCGACCAUCUCCGAUUUCAGUGGUCCACGAAAUGCCUAAAUGGAACGAUGUCAAAAAUUCAAAAUCGUAUCUGCGUCGGCGAGGGUAUACAGGAAGCGAUAUCAAAAGAGAAAAAGCAAGAAAAAAGUCCCCCGGGGACAGGCGGAGAGAGUCAUCUUUCCCUCCUGGAACGAGUACGGGAAAGUCGCCUUCGGUUACAGCAAAAACGCAACGAGCGCUAAGUCUUAUGAAAGAACAUAAUUCAAAAACAUGUUCGAUAUGUAAGAUUGGGAAGGAUGAAAAUAACAACAAAUCAACGCACGCCCGAACGAAUAGUUACUAUAGCAAAGGAGACGAAGACGAAGUGUCUCCUGAUAUGGCGCUGGAAAAAGUCAUUGAUAAUUUGAGAGAUGAAUUAAGUCAUCUACACAUGGUUUAUAACCAGCUCUCAUACGAAUCAGAUACAAUUGAUCCCGUAAAUUCACGGAACAAGUGGCAUUCUAUUAAGGAACAGAUCAACGAAGUGCUUCACAGUAUGGAUUUGAAGAGCGACCAAAUAGAAACACUUCAAUCUCUCCUUCCGUCCUCGGCAGGAAAAUCACGCCCAUCUCCUUCCAGUGAAGACAAAAGUUUCUAUUCCCGAAGAAGUCUCCGGGGUAGGCUGGCUCGACGACCACGGGAAUGA